AUGCUGAUCAAAGGCUGCCGGGAGGUGGCCGACGAUGGAUUCUUAGAGGCUCCAAUCUACAACAACACCCAGAUUGAGGGCGCCUGGCUCUUCCUCUUCGAGGUGAGGCGAAGGCACCUGACCAAGCGAAAGCAGCUUCAGGAAUGCAUCCGGACAUUGGGCGCCUCCUACAACUGGUCCAUGGCCCUGUUUGGCUCUCGGAAAGUGCAGGAUGCUUUACGCGCUCUGCCUGGCUGCCUCGGAGCAUUGAGCAUACUUUCGCCUAAUUUCGUUCAUUCGCAGUUUCAAAGGGGCAAGCCGGACUUGUUCCAAGGUGACGCGCGCACGGAGAUCUUGGAGGACGCGGGUGCCCUCGAUCUACUUUCACAGCUCCAGCCGCGCUGCAUUCCGGGUGAGCCGGAUCCGGAUGAGACACCUCCAGCCCAGCCAGCUGGCCAGGCAGGGUGGCCUGCGCCAGGGUGGCCACAAGCUGCGCAGGCUUGGCCUCCACAGCCCAAUUUGGGUGAGCCAGGCCCAAGUGACUGGGCCCGGCCGAGCGCCCCAAGCGCCUCAAGCGCACAGGGAUCAGGCAAGAACAAUCCCUUCAAGAAACCUGGCCCCUCCGGAGCUGAUUGGGCAACCUUGCCAGUGGAAGCUCGUGUUGCGGACGCCCCGUAUCCUGCCCCAACGUCCGGCUUUCCUGACGCAGGCGCUUUUCCGGCUUUUCCAGGUCCAGCGCAGCCGGCUGCACCCCGCCCAACCUCCGCCUCCAAUCCUUUUCGCAAGGACAAAGAUGGCUGGCCGGCAGUGUCGGGAAGUGACCUAGAUGCCUUCCAAUCUGUUCGACCUAUGGCAAAGGAGCCAGCUGCACGACCACCUUUCCAGGAAGAUUCGGGAAGAUGGCAAGCGGAUGCUCCAGUGCCGCUGGCCCCACAGGACCUGAUGGCAGGCGCCAAGUUCGCCAAGGAGUCGGGCGUAAGCGCACAGGACAUGAUGGCGGGUGCCCAAAUGGCGCAGAAAUCAGGUGUCACACCGCAGCAUGCGCUGGACGGUGCACGGAUGGCGCAUCAGGCCGGUGUCAGGCCGCAACACGUCGUGCAAGGCGCGCAGAUGGCACAUCAGGCAGGCUUGCGUCCUCAUCAUGUUGUCGAUGGAGCCAAAUUUGCGCAUCAAGCCGGAGUGACGCCCGACAAAGUCCUCGCAAUGGGAAAGGCUUUUUCUGAAGCUUGGCACAUGGCCAAAGAACGGCAGAUUCUCCCAGACGCUGCGAAGACUGCAGAUGUUGAUGCUGCAGAAGAGGGCCGAGACAUUAUCGGCCUGGCGGAGACCGGCAGUGGUAAGACCGGUGCCUUCGCGCUGCCCAUUGUACAGGCUGUGCGACUUCUGGACGAUCCUCAGCGCUUCUACGCAGUGUGCCUGGCACCGACGCGCGAGCUGUGCGUCCGCAUCUCGGUCCAGAUUGGUGAGCAGUUCGAGGCUAUUGGCAGCACCAUUAAGCUGCAGACUGCCACAGUGGUGGGUGGGCUUGCCAUGGUGGACCAGGCGAUGGCGCUAGCCAAGCGUCCGCAUGUCGUCAUUGCGACGCCUGGGCGCCUGGUGGACCACUUGGAGAACACCAAGGGCUUUCACCUCAAGACCAUCAAGUAUUUGGUCAUGGACGAGGCGGAUCGCCUGCUGUCCAUGGACUUCGAUGAAGCCUUGGACAAGAUCCUGGAGGUGGUAGUCAUGGCGAUAUCAGCUCCCAUACGCUAUCGCACACUGAUAGUUCCGCGCCGGGCCCUGGCGAGCGUCUGGGAGGUGCCUGCGCUGCUCAAGCAGUUCUCUGUGGAGGCGCCCCCGCCACCCGGUCGUAGCUUCCAAGCCCUGGGGCCUGUGGGCCUUCAGAGUUUGGAGCUGUCCCGGGAGGUGCUGGAGGAUCUGUUUGAGGAUGUUCUCUGUGGCGGCCAUUCCGCAGACGUGCAGCACCUUCACGAUCUCGGCUUCGUGUCCUGCGUCGACCAUCCGUCGUGCCCCGGUCAUCAGUACUUGGAAGGAUACUUCCACACCCUCCCGUCUGACAAGCCAGUCCGCUCACUGAAUCCACGGUGCGGUGGAGAUAUGCUGAAGCCUGCGGCAUCUCUGCGACUGCGUGCAUUUGCAGAAGGAGUGCGGCGGGCCAACGCUGAGUCCCUUGAGAGGAUGGCUGCUGAUUGCCCGCAUGGCUCUCUGCUGCGACGCCUGCUGCAGCACGGCUACGCCUUUGCGGAUCUUGCUGUGCAGAUCCAUUGGGGUGAUGCAGUGGGCUCGGAAGAGGUCGCCUGGCACGUUGAUGCUCCCAACUCGGCGCUGCACAUGGCCGUUUCCAUCCACGGUUGCAGGACUCUGAAGAUGAAGCUAAGACAGCCUUUCGAGCUAGAGCCCAAGAUGCAGGAGGAGUUGCAACGACCAGGGGAUGUGUAUGUGGGGAACCCGGCAGCUUUCGAGCAUGGCCUUGAAUAUCCUGCCGCAACCUGGGAGACGCGGACUGUUGCCCUCCAACUGCGCCUGCUCUUCUGCGAGGCUGACAUGCGCGACCCAGAAGUUCAUCAGGGCCUGGCUGCGCUUGCCCGGGGCAUUGCGGAGUUGCCUCUGCGGCUGCCAAACCUUCAGGAGCUUCGCUGCUCGACGGCAUGGGCGAAGAUGGCAAAGAAGCUUUUUAGAUCUUCGCCAGUGGUGCAUAUGGUGAAGUUGCGAAGUGGUGAGAAUCUGCCAUGGGGUUUCAUUUGGCUUGCAAGCACAGGUGGGGGUCUGUCCCGCGCUUUUGCCGCUGUGGACGAUGCGCACCGCAAGAAACUCUUCAUCAGGCGCGUGCCGGAUGGAUUUGAUGAUGCCAUCACCUUCAGCAUGGGCAACCUGGAAGAGGAACUUGCCCAGCGCGCGGCAGCUGCCCUGGAUGCAAAGGUCAUCGAGCAGCUGUCUACAGGCGACUUCGGCGGCCUCGUCUGCCUGGAAAACUUUUUGGGGCCCAGGCUCAGCGACCAGCUCCAUUUGGAGGCCAAGUCGUUGCGACGGAUAUUGCAGCCUUCGACUUACUGGAACAAGUGGCAAGUGGGUCGAGAAGAUUCUUACCGAUUGAUCGACCGGGGUAACUGUGAGCUUCACGGCUUCCGGGGCAUGGCGACUGGCAUUGACCUGCUGGUGGCUCUUUGCUCCCGCCUUGCUGAGAUCUGUCCGAUCGACGGCCGGCGGGUUGGCCCCACUCCCCAUGCGCAGCUCGCAUGCUUUGCGGAAGGCUCGGCCGGUUACGCCGCGCACACAGAUGGUUCGUCCAUGGCAGAGCUCGAUGUGGACAUGCCCAUGGACCAGAAGCAGAUGAUCGCCUCAAGGCGAUUCACUGCCAUUCUAUACCUGAAUGAGAGGGAGUGGCAGGAGUCCUAUGCUGGGGCUUUCCGGGCCUACCGCUCCAAAGACAUGGGCGGGGGCGAGUCUGGAUUCGUGGAUGCUGCAGCCCUGGCGGAGAUGUCAUACCAUCAUCAGCCUCUUUCCGACCUGCAUGGUGCCGCGAGCUCUAAGGUCCUACCGCAUGGCGGUUCCCUGGUAAUUUUCCGCUGCCGAGAUCUGGCGCACCAAGUCCUGGCGUCCCAGCAUGACCGUUACGCCUUAACCAUGUGGUUUACGGCACCGGUGAAUCUUACUGAUGCCCGGCCGAGCGCAACGGGCCUUACAACCCGGGCGGCUGGUAACUCCGUGGCCGAGGUGGCCAAAGAUGGGCAGAUCUUCGUUUCCAUAGCCGCUUAUGCGGAUCCGGAGCUGCCAGCGACUAUGCAGUCUUUGAUUGCUGCAGCUUCGCGACCUGAACUGAUUCGUUUUGGCAUUGUUUGGCAGGGGCCGGGCACUGGCUUGGAGGCCCAGGACGUGGAAGAGCUUGGCAAGCUCUGGAACUUGGAAAGCUACCAGGGGGAGCAGGUAGUUGAACAGUUGCAACUGCCGGAUGAUAACAGCUUGCCCGUUUGGGAGAUGAUGGACGGCCGCAUCCGAGCUUUGCGCAUGGCCCCGGAGGAUGCUCGGGGGCCCUGCUGGGCCCGAUACCUCGCACAGCUACUGUGGAGCGGUGAGGAGUUGUACUUGCAGCUGGAUAGCCACAUGCGCUUUGUACCAGGCUGGGAUGACAAAGCGCGGCAGGAACUUGCAGCUUGCAGUGCCCAUUCCGAGAAGCCAGUGCUGUGCACCUAUGGACCUGGCUAUUCCUUGGGUACGCCGUACUCUGAGAUUCCCAGGGGCGACGUGCCGGCCAGCAUGAACUGCGCCAACACCUUCGACUCCGACGGAAUCCUGCUGAUCGAGGCGCGGGGGCUCAAGGCGCCGCUGCCGGAGCCUACGAAGCAUUACUUCUGGGGCGCGCAGUUCUCCUUCUCCUCCUCAGAGAUUCUGUGCGAGGUGCCCUACGAUCCGCAGAUGCAGAUGCUAUUCUUUGGCGAAGAGAUCCUGACGGCAGUGCGCCUCUACACUCACGGCUGGGACGUGUAUGCUCCCAAGGAGAAUCUCUUCUUCCACUUGUGGGAGAGGGAUUACCGGCGAGUAUACUGGAAGGACAACAGGGCCCUCUUUGCCUCGCUUCUCAAAGCUUCGCAGUGCCGACUGCAUGGACUGCUCGAGGGCAGCGCUCAGGGGGACGGCAAGGCCUGGCCACUGCCAGGCGGACGCCGGGCCACGGCUACUGCCGAUGCCUUUGGCCUUGGGAGUGUGCGGCCGCUAGAAGCGUACGAGGCCGCGGCUGGGGUUGACUUCAAGAACAAGAACCUGCAGGGGCGCGCUCUGCGAGGGGGUGGUGAUGCGCUGUCCGAAGUGCAUUUUCAAGAGCCUACCAUCCAGGCGUCGGAGAGUGUGGAGCUCUCAGGAGUGGCCGAAGAGCUGGGCUUCCUUUCAGGCCGCUGUGAAUGGCGCCCCGUCGUACGUGGCGCGCCUGGAUGGUGA
This is a messenger RNA of Symbiodinium pilosum, 4911 nucleotides long. NCBI's taxonomy places the organism in Eukaryota, Dinophyceae, Suessiales, Symbiodiniaceae. The record is from the annotation of a GenBank genome assembly.